AUGGACUACUCCAAUCUUUUCCAAUCAUCAUCAUCAUCAUCAAAUAAUAAUAAUAAUCAGCACCACAUGAUGAUGACUUGCAAUAAUUCCUCCUCCAUAGAAAGUCUCUUUGAUUCCAUGCUCGAUGAAGAUGAACUUGAUUUUAGCGCUGUAAUGCGAGAAGAGUUGGAGAGUCACGAAGCCUUGAAUCAUCCGCUCUCUCCACCAACUGUUAUUAUACCUUCCACAACACAAGCCUCCUCCUCAUCAGCAUCAUCAUCAGCAGUAGCACACAAUAUUGUUGUUGUUACGCCUCAUACAAAGAGUAAUGUCUUGUUGGCUGGAUGUGGUGAGGAUGCUGCAGUUGAUCGUACAAUGAUGAUGUAUCCUUCCACCUCCUUUUGUAAUACAACGAGUCAAAGCUAUGUAAAUAAUCAUCAAACACAACAACAACAACAUUCACCUAGUACACCAAGACUCUCCUUGGAUACUAAUUCAGUGUUUGAAUUAUGGCAACAAUUCAUUAAUAAUAAUAAUAAUCCAAAUAAUACUUCCACUACAACUCCUAUUAAUAAUAAUAAUAAUUUAAAUUUAAAUAAUAAUAUUAAUAUUAAUAAUAAUAAUAAUAAUUCAUGUAAUAAUAAUGUAAAUACAACCAGUAUUGAACAACAAGUUCAAGAAUUACUCAAUCAACUCGCCAUUUCCAAUAAUACCAACCCAAACAAUCAUAAUACUUUAAAUAUUUCCACCCCUACAAUCAUGACCAAUAAUAAUAACAACAAUACCAUGUUGAUCAACAACAACUCUCCAAGCAUUACCAAUAACAAUCAAUCCCAACAAGUAGCCUACUUGGGUUCCAUGCUCGCCAAUUGUACCAACAUUCAAAGUCUCUCCCCAAGUAUGAGACGUAGCAUUCACCAUCAUUCAAAGUCUCCUUCCUUAGGCUCCAUCAAUUCAUCCUCAUCCUCAUCCUCUCAAUCAAGAGGUAUUAGAAAGGGUGGUAGUCAUCAGAGAUCAACUUCAUGUUUCCAAGCCAUUCAAAGUUAUUCAAAUUCCAAGAUGCAAAGUUGUGGUGCUAAUAACAUGUUAAUGGUGAAUAAUAUGAAUGGUGGAUUGAAUUCACCAUCUGUUACUUCAACUUGUUCAUCCAAUAUGUCCAUGUCUCCAGCCAAUGUGUCCACCAAUUCAUUUGGCAAUUCAAUCAUGAUGAAUAACAGUAAUGGACAAGUUUACAUGUCCAAUAAUAAUAAUACUACUACUACUGUUGGACAACAAGUUGUUGUUAAUCAACACUCUGCAAACAACAGUAAUAACAGUUCAAAUAAGAAGGGAAAGAUUCCAGCCAAUAGACAAGAUAAGAACAAUCAUAAUCAAUUCACUUUUGUUAAUCAACAACAUUCGAAAGGUUUGUUAGUUGAAGCAAAUCCAAACGAUAAGCCAAUCAAGAUGCAACAAUGUAAACUUGUUGAUGGUGGAAUCAAGAUUCAGAUCGAAGAUGGAAUUAGUAAGAAUAAGAAGGAUACUGGUCUUCAAUUCCACACCUGUACCUUUAAAUAA
This is a messenger RNA of Naegleria gruberi, 1536 nucleotides long. RefSeq lists its product as uncharacterized. The transcript has a single exon. The coding region runs from base 1 to 1536 and encodes 511 amino acids. The record is from RefSeq and is a predicted model, not a curated record. NCBI's taxonomy places the organism in Eukaryota, Heterolobosea, Eutetramitea, Acrasida, Naegleriidae.